UCUAGUUUACCAAACGCCAUCUAGCCGAUGUUAAGAUGAGUGAAGGAGAACAGUAAGCUCUCGUUACGAAUGAAAUCAGUUGGAGGUUAUCUCGUGGUUGCUGGUAAGGGAAAAUCUUAUGAUGGCAAGCCAGGUUUGGAAGGUAGUUAAGCCGCAUAUACCGAUGAUUAAGUUUCGCAAGGGCAGCCGUGAUUUAGUUGCGGGUGCGACAUCCACUCCAUCUACGCUAUCAGGCUCGAGUCCAAUGCAGCGAGGUACAGGCGGUGCCGCAACGGGUCCCGGAGUAACCGUCCUGCCAACGAUAGAAGAUAUUUACCUGCCACCAAGAUAUCAGAGACGGCCGUUAGGCGACAAAGAAAUCGAAUAUAUUAAUCGUGGUGGACCAGAAUGAGUUUGUAGUACAUUAAAUAUAUUUAAAAUAUUCUAAAUCCUAAGUGCUUAACAUUGUUAUUUAUUUGAUGCAAUAUACUGUUUAAAUAAAUUAUUCUAACAGAGAGACUCUGUGCUGCAAA
Molecule: messenger RNA, 512 nt
Organism: Harpegnathos saltator (Jerdon's jumping ant)
Lineage: Eukaryota; Metazoa; Arthropoda; Insecta; Hymenoptera; Formicidae
Product: 28S ribosomal protein S36, mitochondrial
Exons: 4
Coding region: 119-391 (90 amino acids)
Biological process (GO): 2-oxoglutarate metabolic process
Cellular component (GO): oxoglutarate dehydrogenase complex
Molecular function (GO): oxoglutarate dehydrogenase (succinyl-transferring) activity
Source: RefSeq, a predicted model, not a curated record